AUGUCUAAAUUGAUUCCAGCAAUGGCUAUUGCCUCGCUCUUAUGGGGAAUUGCAAUUAUCAUCUACCGCUUUUUCUUCCACCCGUUGGCGAAGUACCCUGGCCCUCGCUUAGGAGCCUUAACCAAUUGGUAUACUGCUUUCUAUGCUUGGAGAGGGGAUCUCCAUAUCCAAAAUCGGAAAUGGCAUGAGAAAUAUGGAGAUAUCGUGCGAUAUGGACCAAACAGCCUCGAUUUUAAUACCCACUCGGGGAUGAGCGCGAUAUAUAGCACUCGGGCCAAUGUUCGCAAGACGGAAACUUAUGCUGCUAUGAGUGCUAGUCGACGGACUCCCAAUACUAUCUCUGCAACCGACAAGACCGUUCAUGGUUUCAAGCGUCGGAUCAUGUCACAGGUCUUCUCCGACCAAGGGCUAAGGGCUAUCGAAGACCGCUUCAUGGCUAGAAUCAAUGAUUUCAUCCCGCUACUUUCAGUCGGCACUGACGAGAAAGAAUGGGGCAGGCCGAAGGAAAUGGCAUCAAUGUGCAGUUGGUUAGCAUUUGAUAUCAUCAGUGAUUUGAGCUUUGGAGAGCACUUCAAUAUGUUGAAGUCACCAGAACUACGAUGGUUCCCAUCAGUCAUACAGAAGCUUGCCCAGAGAGUUACGAUCGGCAUGAUCCAGCCUAAGUUCUUCAAUCUCAAGAUUGAUCGACUGUUCAUGGCAUCCCAACUCAAAGAUAUCUUGAAUGCCGGAACAUGGAUUCGUAAGCGCUCAGAGCUGCGGGCCUGCCUUGGCAACGACAUCAAACAGGAUCUAUUUUACAAGAUGAUGAAUGCCACAGAUCCAAAGACGGGGUUAAGCUUUACUCAAAAGGAUCUUUGGUUGGAGUCUAUUAUGUUACUCACUGCUGGCUCCGACACUACCUCUGCUGCAAUGAGUGCCACAUUGUUUCUCCUGGGCCACCAUCCAGCCACGCUCGCACGAUUGACAGAAGAGAUUCGCAUGGCUUUCUCUAGAGAAGAUGAGAUCCAUAUAGGGCAGCAGCUUAACUCGUGCAAAUUUCUCCAAGCGUGUAUCAACGAAUCACUACGUCUACUACCAUCUGUUCCCAAUUCACCUCCACGGAUAGUUCAAGAAGGCGGGAUCCAGAUCGACCAGGAUUUCAUUCCCGCCGGAAUCACAGUGGGCACAUCCAUCUACACGCUUCAACGGAACCCGCGAUAUUUUGCGGCCCCCGAUGAGUUUCACCCGGAAAGAUGGUUCAGCAACCCAAAGGAGAAUAUCAAAGAAGAUUCGAAGAUGAAAAAUGCAGAAGAGAGUCUAAAGCUUUCUUCUCGCCGUCCGAUUACCCCUGAACCCCUGAAUCCUCCGAAUACCCUCAUCCAUCCGAAAAGGUCCAAGGAACUCACUUGCUGCGAUCAACAAGUGAACAUAAUGGACCCGAGCACCUAUCUCUCCGCUAUGAAGAGCGAGAAACUAAAGGACUCGUCACAAUGGCAGUCCUGGCACCAGCGAGUGAAGGUAUUCGCGAAGCGCCGUGAAGUCUGGGACUUUUGCAACCCGGAUAUUGACGAAUUGCAUCGUCCAGAGGUUCUCAUUGAACCUAUUGCACCUGAAUACCCUGAUAAUGGGUCACGGGAAGACCAGAGGAAGUGGAGAGACCGCCUCAAAGUCUAUAAAACCAAGGCAAACCGCUGGGAUAGACAGCGCAAAAGCCUAAAUGAGAUUGAUGAUCUUAUCGUCAACUCUCUGGAUACAUCACUCCGUAAUGCAGUUUUGAAGUGCGAAACACCGUACGACCGUCUAGGAUAUCUCAGCAAGAGAUUCGCUAGAUCCGAAGCGUAUACUGAAGAAGUACGCAUGCAAUGGAAGGCCGUAUCAGCCCAAAAACCGACCGGAGAUAUCGAAAAAUGGCUAAUCUCAUGGGUGGAGCUAUAUGAGCGAGCACAAGGAUAUCAGGAAGCGAAAACUGAUGCGCCAAGUGAUGCGAAAAAGAAAUCGAAAGGCAAAUUGGACGACACGCCUUUCGAGGCAAGACCAUGCCCGUGUGGAAUCAAAUUCCACAAACCCGCCAAUUGCUACACUCUGAAUGCCGCGAUGAGACCCGACGGUUUCACGGUAUCAAAAGAGAGGCAGAGACAGGCCGAGAAAGCGCUUGCUGCAGAUCCAGCAUGGAAGAAAUGGGUCAAUAAAGCCAUUGAGAAAGCAUCGCCAAAGCUGUCAAAUACAGUCACUGGAAACAUGGCUUUCUCCACUAGCUUGCUAGACCUACCGGCGUCAUCCAUCAAGGACCGGUGGAUCUUAGACUCCGGUUCCAGCGUACAUUUCUGUAAUGAUAGAAGCCGCUUUGUGGACCUCUCCACUUGCCAGCACUCUCUAUCAACCGGUGACGGCAAGACAUCUGUUAUCGGGCAAGGGAUAGCAAGGCUUCAUGGCAUCGAUCCAAUCACAAGAAAGAAGAAGGUGAUUACCUUAAGCAACGUCUAUUACGCACCAGGUUUCCAUGUAAACCUAGUGUCGUACGCUCGCUUGAAGGAGAAAGGCGGGCAUUGGUCCGAGGAAGCAGGCUAUAUCGAAUAUCACAAUGCCAUCCCAAUUGUCAGCCUGAAAUUGGGGAAGUCAGCCGGCUUAUGGGUCUUCGAUCAACCCGGGAGAGCACCGAUACGGACAGCAAAUGCCGUCCGAUCAUCAUCAUCGCCAAAACAGUCAGCCGCAUCAGCUGAAGUAUGGCAUCGCCGACUAGGUCAUUCGCAGUACAAGACUGUACAGCAAGUGGCAAAGCUAGUCGAGGGCGUCACAAUUGACGCUAGGACAGAGGAUCACGCAAUUUGUGAGACUUGCCACCUAGGAAGAUCAGAUCGCCAAGUAUCAAGAAGACCAAUUGGAAGGGUUUUCGGGCCACUUGGUAGGGUUCAUUUUGAUCUGAUACAGCUUCCACGUGCUUACAAUAAGCAUAACUGGAUCUCCCACUUCUAUAUUGAAGGAAUAAGGUUCCACUGGGUCAUGACGCAUGAUUACAAGCCCGAAUGUCAGCUUGCAAUCAAUCAUUUCGUCCAAUUGGCCAAGAACUGGUGGAAACUUCCGAUCAAAGCUUUCAAUUAUGAUAAUGAGAAAGCUGCAGGACGUCCAGCUGAGCAGAGCUUGACAUCCGAUGGAAUUGUGGUCUAUCAUAGUCCACCAAGGCACCCCGAGAUGAAUGGGCAAGCUCCCAAAGGCCUAUGGCCUAAAGCAGCAAUAGCAGCAGUCUGGCUGCUGAAUCGGACCCCAACGUAUCUGGCUGAUCAGAAACGUUGGAUAGUCCCAUGGGGUGAAGUCAUGAAGAGCUUCGCCGGCGAGCAAGCGCCACCAAUCAACUUGGCCAACGUUAGGUUAUACGGCAGUCUCGCUUAUUGCCGUAUCGAGAAGCAGGUUCAGUCAGACAAGAUGAAUCCUCGUGCUGAGAUUGGCUUCUUGGUAGGCUAUAUAGCAUCGAACGUUUGGAAAAUAUGGUUUCCGCAAGCCAACAAAAUACGGCUCGUUCGGGAUGCUAUCUUCGAUGAAUCACGUCGAUAUACAGCGGACUUUCAGCACUUCCAGCAAGUGCCAUUGCCAAUACUGAAAGAACCGCAAGAAAUGGACCAAACAGAGGCGACGAGAGCCUUCGAAGCAUCGAUCUCGACUAGAUCAAUGCCUGAGUCAGAGCUAGAAGCAAGACCAUUCAAUGACGAUGAUCAAGGGGUCAAUGCUAUUAGCAAUGCUGAUGUCCAAAGCAAUGAAGUUCAAAAUGAGACUCUAGACAUUGGACAAAGAGACCGUUUUUCGGCCGAAAAACCGUCUCAUAAAGAAGCAGCAAUUCCUCUAUUGGACAGUGACGGUCUUUCUGCAAAAGACACCGUUCAGCCAAUCAGGAAUCAGGAAAAGCCUGACCAGACAUUCAGAGGUCAGGGGGUGUACAAUACACCCGAAAGGGAAAGACGGGAUGAAACAGACAUCAUCCCAGGCGCAUUUCCCCAGGAAGUUCCGCUUCCACCUACUCCGCUAAGUGAGUAUCCUGAGUCUCGUCAGGGGGUGGAAACGCUAGAUGAAACGCGUGGCACGCAAGAUCUAGCAAGGGACCAGGCUCAUGAUACGCAAGAAGUCGUACAGGAAGCUAUAGAGGAUCAGCAAGUGUACUCGGAUGAAGAAGCCGAAAUGCAAUUGCUUGCUGGACUCGCACCAAGGGAUAUCAAUGGAGAUGUCGAUGAAACAAACAUCAUAUCUGGUUCUCGAAGACGUCAGCCUAAGCGAGAUGAUGCUUAUUCGUACGUCACGAUGGAACCGCCAGCGUAUCUGCAUGCAUUUGCUGCUGGUCUGUACGCCGAGAAGCCAACUCGACGUCACAGAGAUGAUCUCCCUGAGCUUCCUAGGCACUGGAAGGAUGUCAUGAAUCAUCCCUUCCAGGAAGGCUUUCUCGCCGCUAUGAGAAAAGAGAUCGAAUCGCUUACUAGAAAAGCGACAUUCGAUAUCAUCGAUCGUCCGAAGGAUCGAGGGAAGCAAAUACUUCCACUUCUCUGGGUUUUCGCGGUUGGCUCGGCCGGGUAUGCCACCACGAUAACCCGACCGGAUGCCGCAAAAGCGAAUGCGAAGCUUGCUCAAUUCUUGACGAAUCCUGGACCUCAACACCAAAAGGCGGCUGAUAGACUGAUCAGCUACCUCUAUUCAACGCGGUACCACGCAAUCGAGUAUGGGUCUCAACAGGAAGACAUCGAAUCCGUCCAAUUGGCAAGUGACGCGUCGUAUGGAGAUCAUGCAGACCGGAAGAGCUCUGCAGGAUAUAUCUGCCAGGUUUAUGGAGGACCUGUGGACUGGAAGGCCACCAAACAACGGACGGUGACUACAUCAACAACGGAAGCAGAGCUUCUUGGGCUCUCAGAAGCUGGCAAGCACCUUCAAUGGUGGAGACGACUAUUGCGGCAUGUUGGUUUCGAUCCUUCUCACGUUAUUAGCAUUGAAUGCGACAAUGAGAGAGCGAUCAACUUGCUCACGUCUCAGGAUGCUAGCUUCGACACCAAGCUUCGUCAUGUAGACAUUCACCACCUAUGGCUGAGACAGGAAGUGCAGAAAGGCCGGAUUUCGAUCCGAUGGGUGCCUACUGCCAGAAUGGUAGCCGACGGCCUCACAAAAUUGCUGCCAAGACAGCAGCACGAGCGUUUUGUGAAAAUGCUUCACUUGGUGGACAUCAGCCACUUGGUGGAUGCUGAAAAGACGCCAGGGAGAGGUUGA
Molecule: messenger RNA, 5217 nt
Organism: Penicillium antarcticum
Lineage: Eukaryota; Fungi; Ascomycota; Eurotiomycetes; Eurotiales; Aspergillaceae
Exons: 9
Coding region: 1-5217 (1738 amino acids)
Molecular function (GO): heme binding; iron ion binding; monooxygenase activity
Source: RefSeq, a predicted model, not a curated record